Molecule: messenger RNA, 1261 nt
Organism: Olea europaea var. sylvestris
Lineage: Eukaryota; Viridiplantae; Streptophyta; Magnoliopsida; Lamiales; Oleaceae
Product: probable transmembrane ascorbate ferrireductase 4
Exons: 3
Coding region: 100-522 (140 amino acids)
Molecular function (GO): oxidoreductase activity
Source: RefSeq, a predicted model, not a curated record
ACAGUACAGUGUUAACGUUGGGUAUCUCUCUCUUUAUUUGUCGGUCGCUCACUGUUUCUCAGUUUCCACUCAGCUUAAACCUCACUCACAGAGAGAUCCAUGGCCAUAAUCUCAUUUUCACCAAUUUAUCUGCUACUACUCUUUGCCAGAUUCUCGGCUUUUACAGUUGCAUUUCUUGUAAUCACUUGGGCUCUUCAUUUCAAGACCAGCUUUCUCCCUCACACACAAUCCCAAGAAGACCUAAUUUAUUCUGUGCUGCAUCCUUUGUUAAUGGUGAUUGGUUUCAUUCUUAUUAGUGGAGAAGCAAUUUUGGUGCAUAGAUGGUUACCUGGUUCAAGAAAUUUGAAGAAAUCAGUGCAUUUGUGUCUUCAAGGACUUGCUCUGGCUUGUGGGGUUUUUGGAAUUUGGACCAAAUUUCAAGGACAAGACGGAGUUGUGGCUAAUUUCUAUAGUUUGCAUUCAUGGAUGGGUUUGAUCUGUGUCUCCAUGUUUGGGGCUCAGGUUUGUUCCACAUUCUUCUAAUUUGAAAUUCCUUUUACUCCCCGACGGUAUGGACACCGCAUUAUGUACGAGUAGUAUAUUCUUUUCUUUUAUUACCGGCUCUUUGGUGAGUAUGGGAUGGGGUCCCGUUACGAUAUGAUAUAAACAAAUAAAUAUAUUGUUUCAUUCAAGUUUUUACAACAAGUUUAUAGUUAGUUUAAAAUUUUAGAUGAGAUUGUUUAAGAUAUUUCGUUUAUUACUAUUAAUUUGAUUGAUUAUGAAUAAUAUAUUAUCGAACAUCACACCGUUGGACUUAGGUAGCAAGUAAUGUCUUGGUCACUGGAUUCAAUCAAUUAUGCUACUCAAUAAUGGAACUAGAUGGAGGGGCCUGGUUGGAUUAUUAUAGUAUUAUACAUACACCAAUCAAAUAUCCAAAAUACAGCAUUUGCUCAAUACAACACAAAUAAGUUUCGUUCGCUUGAUAUAUAUAUAUAAAGGGUCGACCAUGGACUAAAUGCAUGCUUGGUAAUGCAGUAUUAGAUAUGAUUAGACACUAUAAUAUAAAAAAAAUUAGCUUCAUUUUCUUUCUUAAUAUUGUUCAAUGCUAUCUAAUACCCUCUACCAAACAUGUAAUAAGGGUACCGUUGUACUGAUAAUCCAAUGUCCACUCCGACACAUAUCAGCUAUAAAUGCACAUUUUUACGAAUUAAGCUACUCAAAUAGGGCAAUUUGAUAGGAAUUUGUGAUAGAGCUGACGUGAUGAAUUGUGAUUUACCUGAUU